GAGCAUGAUUGGUUUGAAAUUGAGUGGAGCAUGCCUAUUUGGAACUGAUUGAACUGUUUUGAUUAACUGAGAGUUUUGUAAAUUAUGAUUUUCUGUUAAAUCCAUGCCCACAUGGAAUGUUCUGGUUAUUUCUGAAAUUAUGGAUUUCGAUCGUGAAUUUGGGACUUCGAUUGUGAAUUACGGAUUUUGAUUGUGAAUCUUGCAUGGUUUUGUCUCUGAUGUAGUCAUGAAUUCCGAUCCCCGCUAGUGGGCGUGUAGCAUCCCUGAUCCCCGUUAGUGGGUGUAGCACUAGCACUCCUGAUCCCCGCUAGUGGGUGUGUAGCAUCCCUGAUCCCCGCUAGUGGGUGUAACGCUAGCACAUGUCGACAUGUUUACUGAUAUGACCGGUUCAUUCUGUCGCCUGCCAGAAACGUUUUGUUAUUGAACUGAAUCUGAUUUUGCAUUGACGAUUUUGUCAUUGAACGUUUUGCUAUUGAACCGAAUUUGAUUUCCGCAUUAACGGUUUAUCAGUGAAAGUUCUGUUAUACUUACAUGGUUUAUCUGGCAUGCUAAAAGUUUUACCCAAGGGCUAUCCAUAAUUACUUAUUGAGUUAUCUCAUAGUUUUCCUUGUCCACCAUUUCAGGAAGCGAAACUGAGGAUGGGGAAACCGAGGGGAGUGACGAGUUAGAAGGCUAGUCACCUGGAAUUUGAUAUAGAUUUUAGAUAUAGAUUAUGAUUCUGUAAGCUAGAGUGUAUUUAGAGAUUUUAUGAUAUCAGAGCAAAUUGUAAAAAUUUCAUCUUGAGAUUUGGUGGUAUCAAAUUAUGAAUUGGAUAAGUUUUGAGCCUUGUGCAUUCGUGGGACUCGUCUCACGAGUGCACGGCGUCUGUCGCGUCUCCGGAUUUGGGUUUUGGGGCGUGACACUACUACUGAAUUGAUGCGAGUUAAACAGAGGGAUGGAGAGUCUCUGAAGAACUACAUGAGCAGGUUUAAUGAUGCGGUGUUGGAGGUUAGUUCCUUCGACCAAGCUGUGGGUAUUGCAGCUGUAAUCUCUGGUCUCAAGCAUGAUAGGUUCAGAGACAGUUUGAUCAAACAUGCUGCCACCACCUUUAGCGAGGUGAACGAUAGAUCUCUGAAACUCAUAACUGCUGAAGAAUAUGCCCUAGCGCAAAAUCCACCUUCCUCUAAGAACCAGAACCCAGAAUGGAGAGAUGACAACCCGAACCGAAAAAGGAUGAGAAUGGCGCAGAACCGAGGUCCAGUGUUGACCUCCCCACCGAGAUUCGGAAGGCCGAACUCCACGCCUCCACAACAAUCUGCAGAUCCAGCAUUGUUGCAGAAGUAUGAUGGUCCUAUCUAUGGUUUCAAUAACCAACCUGUUCCGGUGGAAGGAAUUCUUACCCUCAAUGUGGCUUUUGGGAGGGGUAGAACCUAUGUGACCCCGUCGGUCCGGUUCCUUGUGGUCAAGAUGGCGUCCUCCUUCAACAUUGUUAUUGGCCGACCCACACUGACUGAAAUCCAAGCUGUGGUUUCCCAAUCUCACCUCUGUAUGAAGUUCCCAACUCCCAUGGGAAUAGCAACACUGCGAGGAAACCAGGAGGUGGCCAGGCAUUGUUAUAUCACCUCGCAAGUUAUGGGUGUUGAGAUCGUAGAUAAUCGACCGGAAAAUGAAGCCAGAGCUGCUCCGGUCGAAGAUGUUGAAGAAGUACUUAUUGAUGACAGAGAUCCAAGCCGAAAGACGCAGAUCGGAACUAGAUUGAACCCAGAGGAAAAAGCAGAGCUCAUAGCUUUUCUUCGAGCUAAUAAUGAUGUAUUCGCAUGGACUUCGGCAGAUAUGCCAGGAAUUCCAAAUUCAGUCUCUCAACAUAAGCUCAGCACCAAUCCAUUGAAAAAACCAGUGGCCCAGAAGCAGCGUCUCUUCGGGGGUGAGAGGCUUCAGGCUAUUAAAGAAGAGGUAACGAAGCUCUUGCAGGCUGGUUUUAUCAGGAAAGUCGAUUACUGUGAGUGGGUGGCUAACCCAGUUCUGGUGAAGAAGGCAAAUGGCAAAUGGCGAAUGUGUAUUGAUUAUACAAAUCUUAACAACGCCUGCCUUAAGGAUUUCUAUCCAAUGCCAAGCAUUGACAAACUAGUUGAAGCGGCUUCAGGCAAUGAGAGGUUAAGGCUCUUGGACGCAUAUUCGGGGUAUCACCAGGUGCCAAUGGCUCCAGAAGACGAAGAGAAAACCGCGUUCUAUGCUGGCGAUGAAAUUUAUUGUUACGUCAUGAUGCCGUUUGGCUUGAAGAAUGCAGGCGCUACUUAUCAGAAAAUGGUAACCAUUGUCUUCCACGCUCAGAUUGGCAAGAACCUGGAGGUAUAUAUUGACGACAUUGUGGUAAAGAGCCUAAAAGCAGAAGACCAUCUCGCUGACCUCGACGAAACCUUUAACAACCUUAGAAAGAAUAGGAUGCGGUUGAACCCAACCAAAUGCAUCUUCGGAGUGGAGUCUGGAAAAUUUCUAGGUUUCAUGGUGUCCCGAAGGGGAAUUGAGGUCAAUCCAGAGAAGAUCAGAGCAAUUGCCGAGAUGGAACCGUCGAAAUCAGUGAAGGAUAUACAAAGGCUGACUGGAAGGGUGGCAGCUCUACAUCGGUUCAUAUCGAAGUCAGCAAAUAAAUGUCUGCCAUUUUUCAAAAUAAUGAGGUCAGCCGCCCAGAAAGACGAGUCAGGGAAGCAAAAGAAGUUCGAAUGGAGCCAAGAAUGCCAAGCUGCAUUUGAAGAGCUGAAGUCUUAUCUUAGCUCACCGCCUCUGUUGACUAAGGCCGUAGAUGGCGAACUUCUUUACUUGUACCUAGGGAUUUCAGAUGAGGCCAUUAGUUCAGUUCUGGCGAGAGAAGAAGCUAGACAGCAGAAACCAAUUUAUUAUAUCAGCAGUGUGCUGCACGGAGCAAAGCUAAGGUAUCCUAUAGCCGAGAAAGCAGCAUUAGCAGUCGUCACUUCGGCCAGGAAGUUGAGGCCGUAUUUCCAGUCACACCCAAUUAUAGUUCUCACCGAUCAACCUCUCAGGCAGAUUCUGCAGAAACCAGAGUCUCAGGCAUUAGCAAAUUUCAUUGUCGAAUGCACUCCAUGUCCUUCAACCUCUAAUCCAGAGCCCAACGACUGGACCUUAUAUGUUGACGGAGCAUCUAGUAGCAAGGGUUCAGGGGCUGGCGCUCUCUUGAUUGGUCCAGAGGGAUACCGAAGUGAACAUGCCCUGAAAUUCAACUUUGAUGCGACAAAUAAUAUGGCCGAGUAUGAAGCUCUACUACUGGGUCUACAACUCGCACUAGAAUUGAAAAUCAGUGCAAUUCAAGUGUACAGUGACUCCCAGCUGGUGGUGAACCAAAUCAACUCUAUUUGCGAAGUCGUCGAUCCUGUGAUGGUAAAGUAUGUAGCCUUGGUGGCCGAGCUGAAGUGCAAAUUUCAGAAAUUCUGUCUGAGUAAAAUUCCCCGAGCUGAGAAUGAACAGGCAGAUUCACUCUCCAAGUUUGCCUCUGAUAGCUAUUUAAGCUCCAGAUCCGUUUUUGUAGAGGUCUUAGAUGAACCAAGCUUCAUGAAGCCUCGGGUGAUGGAGAUUAACACCAACCCUGACACGCCGAGCUGGACUAAUUCAAUUGUCUCCUUCUUACGAGAUGGGAUAGUAUCUGAGGACAGGCAGGAGGCGAUGAAAUUGAGGAAGAAAGCAUCUCGAUGCCACUUUGUUCAGAAAUGCCCGAAAUGUCAAUUCUUCGCACACCUGACUCAUCAACCAGCGGAAGAGCUCACGAAUUUGGUAGCGCCGUGGCCAUUCGCUCAGUGGGGACUGGAUCUUUUGGGUCUAUUCGUGAAAGGGGUUGGUGGUGUAACCCAUCUGGUUGUUGGUGUGGAUUAUUUCACAAAAUGGGUUGAAGCUCGACCUUUAUCCAGUCUUACCUCCAAGAAGGUCGAAGAUUUUGUUUUCAGCUCGAUCAUUUGCAGAUAUGGGAUCCCAAAUCAAAUUGUGGCUGAUAAUGAAACUCAAUUCAAUUGCUCUUCAUUCCGAGAUUUCUGUUCUAGUUAUGGGAUCAAGUUACAGUUCACCUCUGUUUACCAUCCGGAGUCCAAUGGCAUGGUGGAAUCUGUCAACAAAUGCAUUUUGGAAGGUAUAAGGCCGAGAUUGGAGCAGCAUAAGGCCAAGUGGGAAGACGAGCUCAACAACGUCCUUUGGACAUACAGAACCACGAGCCGAACUGCCACAGGUGAAACACCCUACCACCUGGCCUUUGGUACCGAAGCAGUCAUUCCUGUUGAGAUAGGAGUCCCAAGCUUCCGGGUCACCCAUUUCGAUGAAGAAUGAAAUGGACAACUGCUUCGGGAAAACCUUGAUCUGCUUGCCGAAGUCAAAGAAGAAGCUUGGCUUCGAACUCUUGUAUACAAGCAAAAGCUAGCCAACUUUUACAAUAAACGGGUCCGCCCUCG
This is a messenger RNA of Rubroshorea leprosula, 4427 nucleotides long. NCBI's taxonomy places the organism in Eukaryota, Viridiplantae, Streptophyta, Magnoliopsida, Malvales, Dipterocarpaceae. The record is from the annotation of a GenBank genome assembly.